CUCUUAUUUACAUCAUAAAGGGGAGGCAACUCAGGCGGUGAGUUUUUUUCUCUUGUCGUCUCCGGAGAGAGAGUAAUUGAAGAGAGGAAAAUAGAAGAGCGGACGAACAUGAUAUUAAGAGCAAAUCAAUCGCUGACUCUAUGGAGUUUCUUCAGGCGUUGUGGAAAUGAGGAACGGCGUUUCUUAAAAAAGACGAGUAUCGAUUUUCAGAACAUCAACGACAGAAAAGUGAUAGUAUGCGGGCUCCGCUCCAGUUACAGUAAACGGCCACGCUCUAAAUGUGUAUUGUCCAAAGAGAGCAUUCAAGUGAUUCAUGCACUCAAACUCGCCAAAUCCAAAUCCUCUGAGAAGCUCCAUCAAAUUCUCAACUCAAGCCUCACUAGGCUUCUCAAUCGUGACCUCUUAGACGUCUUGGCUGAGUUACAAAGACAAAAUGAACUCCAUUUAUCCCUCAAGGUUUUCAACUUCAUUCGCGAGGAACCAGAAUAUGAUAAGAUGCUGUCGUUAUAUGCUGACAUGAUAUUGUUGCUGGGAAGAAACAAGAUGAUUGAGGAAGCUGAAGAGUUGUUUUCGGAGGUGGUGGAAAGAGGGUUGAAACCGGAUACGAGGAUGUGUACUGAGAUGAUUGGGGCGUAUUUACAAGUUGGUAUGAUUGACAAGGCAAUGGAGAUAUACGGAUCCAUGAAAGAGAAUGCAUUGGGGUGUUCACCUGAUAAGUUGACAUUUACCAUAUUGAUUAGGAACCUUGAAAAGAAUGGACAAGAAGAGCUGGCUGCUACUUUGAAACAGGAAUGUGUUGACUAUGUCGAAUCACCCGAUAAAUUCCUUAAAGAAGUCGACCAAAUACAUGGAAGAAAGAGAUAUCUCAAUCUUGCAUGAAAAUUUCCAGCAGUGGAUGAUGGUCUUGUUGGAGUGAUGGAUAGUAGAUGAAACUUCAUUAUUGUAUUGUAGUAUCAUUUUACUGGAGGCUGACUGGGAGCCUUCAAACUUGGAGCUUCAAUUCAAACAUAUCUGUGAUUGUUGGUGGCGACUGUCGAAUUGGUGGUAAUGUUGCGUGAUAGGUUGCAAUGGCUUAGGCAUGGCAGGUAGCUAUAUACUGGUGAUGCUGCAAUAUUGAUAUCAUCUGUACUUCUGAUUUUAAUAAUAAUAAUGAGGAAUGGUUUUUGCGGCAGAGCUUGGCUAUUAUCCCGGAAAUCGAGUUAUUAUGUUAUUAUUUGAUCUUGGCUUGUUGAAAGAAACCGUUGAUUUUCAGCUAUAUGCUUUGAAGCUCGUUUCGUUUUCUCUUGGUUUGUGCCACGAUAUAUUAGCAGAGCAUAGU
Molecule: messenger RNA, 1318 nt
Organism: Gastrolobium bilobum
Lineage: Eukaryota; Viridiplantae; Streptophyta; Magnoliopsida; Fabales; Fabaceae
Product: pentatricopeptide repeat-containing protein At1g62350-like
Exons: 3
Coding region: 109-879 (256 amino acids)
Biological process (GO): Group II intron splicing; chloroplast organization
Molecular function (GO): RNA binding; protein binding
Source: RefSeq, a predicted model, not a curated record